Messenger RNA from Cucurbitaria berberidis CBS 394.84, 639 nucleotides. RefSeq lists its product as uncharacterized. The transcript is spliced from 2 exons. The record is from RefSeq and is a predicted model, not a curated record. NCBI's taxonomy places the organism in Eukaryota, Fungi, Ascomycota, Dothideomycetes, Pleosporales, Cucurbitariaceae. The coding region runs from base 1 to 639 and encodes 212 amino acids.
AUGAACCCUGAGGCGAAUUUGAGUUGCGACCCCUCUACUACAGAUGAUCAGUAUGGCUCCGAUUCCCUUCUAGGGCGAUUUGGCAACAUCACAGCUGCGGCAGAUCAUGUCGAGACACUUUCACGGACGUAUCUCCUCAGCCACCCAGGUAGAGACAAUGUCGCCCCAAAUACUGCGCUCCAUGGCAUCCUGCGGAAGUUCCUUGACGGAAAGGUGAAACGCAAUGCUGCAGGUUUGAUGUACAUCUACGAUCGGGUCAAAUUUCGGACAGAUCUGACGCUCCUCGCAACACAGUUGCUGGAAGCCGCUCGAGUAGCCCUACCGGAAGAAGCCGCAUGUGCCGAAUUCAACGUGGAAGAUUUCGAAGGAAAGUGUCGCACUGAUCCCGACCACAUCAACGCUAAGAAAUACCACUUUGCCAGGGGUAAGAUCUUUAGGACGGUCUUACCUGAUCCUGAUAUGCAAACUCAAGGUUUCCGGUGGAACAAGCCGCAUAGGUACAUUGCAGCAGCCUUGGCUUCUGACGAUGCUAUCAAGAACACAUCAGAUCUGGAAGAAGCUAUUCAUCGGCUUGAACAAGCAUAUACAGAGGUGUUGAAUGGUGUCAAGAAAGAACUUGACCAGAACGAAGAGAUCUGA